This is a messenger RNA of Liolophura sinensis, 2533 nucleotides long. RefSeq names its product CCR4-NOT transcription complex subunit 11-like. Gene Ontology annotation, cellular component: CCR4-NOT complex. The coding region runs from base 69 to 1442 and encodes 457 amino acids. The record is from RefSeq and is a predicted model, not a curated record. The transcript is spliced from 12 exons. NCBI's taxonomy places the organism in Eukaryota, Metazoa, Mollusca, Polyplacophora, Chitonida, Chitonidae.
AGUAAAUUGAAAUGUUUGAUUUUGUUGUAUGAAAUUUGUGUUCCAAAUUGUUAGUUUUUGUCAGAUCGAUGGAGUUGACAUUGAAAGAAUUAGCAUCGUUGCUAAGUGUGUUAUCUGAAGAUGCUACGCAGACACAGACUUUUGAGGCCCUGUCUGGUGUAUUCCAUCACUACUUCUCAAAACAAGACCAUUUCAAAGUUGGAAUGGCAGUGGUUCUGAUGUUACAGAACAAAGAUUUGUUGCCUGAUCCAACGCAGAAGCUGGCAGCCAUUUUUCUGUUGUAUGAAAUGUACAAAACUGAGCCUAUUACUGUCAAUCCAUUCGCAUCUGUGUUUGUACAUUUACUGAAUCCACCCACAGAAAGUCAGGAGGCAGGUCAGUAUGACCUACAUUGGGCCAUCCCUCCUAUCUCCAGCUCAGAGCGCUACUUCUUAUCACAACUUAUAUCCAGUCCUACAAAAGAGAUAUUCAAGAAAACACCCACACAGAUAGUACAGAUGGAUGUUGGGAACAUGCAGUCAUUUGAUGUGAGUGGCCUUCAGCUGGCCCUGGCAGAGCGGCAGUCAGAGAUGCCAGCCUUGAGUAAAGCAAGCAUUCCAUGUGUGGUACCUGACCCAGACAAUAAACCUAACAAUUUUGAACAGUUUGGUAAGCCUGGAAUGAUCAACCCUGAUGUACAGCGACAGUGUAUAGAAGCUUUGUUGGAGGGCCCAAACCCUGCUGUACAGACAUCCAUGAGACCAGAGUUUAUCAGGCUUGCCCCACCUCUACAUGUGGCUGAGGAUGAGCUGGUGUGGAUGAAUCCAGUUGAUGGAGAUCACAGUAUAGCCUGGGACACAACUAUGUGUGUGAGCAGUUCUGCUGGGGCUGAGGUCAGGCGGCUGAUGAACCGGGCGUUCAAGGGACCCCUGGUACAUAGCCAUCAACAGCAACUGCUCGGAGAACUGGAGAAAGACCCCAGACUGGUGUACCAUAUUGGGCUCACACCUGCCAAGUUACCAGACCUUGUAGAGAACAACCCUCUGGUAGCCAUUGAAGUUCUGCUCAAAUUGAUGCAGUCAAAUCAAAUAACGGAAUACUUUUCAGUAUUGGUUAACAUGGAGAUGUCUUUACAUUCUAUGGAAGUGGUGAACAGAUUGACAACGGCUGUGGAUCUACCAUCUGAAUUUAUUCACCUGUACAUCUCUAAUUGCAUCUCCACCUGUGAGACAAUCAAGGAUAGAUACAUGCAGAACAGGCUGGUGCGACUUGUCUGCGUCUUCUUACAGUCCCUCAUCAGGAACAAAAUUAUAAAUGUCACGGACAUAUUUAUUGAAGUACAAGCAUUCUGUAUCGAGUUCAGUCGGAUAAGAGAAGCCGCAGGACUGUUCAGGUUGUUAAAGUCUCUGGAUAAUGCUGAACAACAGCCAGGCCAGCCUCCACAACCAGGGGUCAGGGGAUGACCUUUGACACACAAAAUUUGAUGCAUGAACUUUAUGGUUGAAAGGUCACCAAUGACUUCACAUACUGCUUGUCUUGUCUUGGUGGACAGCUUCCAACAUACAUGUAUUUAGCAGGACAGGAGACAAUAUGGCUCAAUAAAAUGCAGAGAUCUGUGUUGUUACAGAGCAGUGGACAAGUCUGAGGGAAUUAGCUGCUUUUUGAGUCAUAGAUUUUUUAUAUCAGUGUGACUUAUUGACACUCUGUACAGUUAUUUGCAGAAAUGUGGAUGUUUGCAGAUAUUUGUUAAGCUUUUGUGUAAAUCGCUAAAAUUGAGAAACCAAGGCAAGCAGAAAGUAUGCCAUUGUAAAAACUACACUUAAAAGUUGAAGGUUGAAGGGUUCUUCACCGGCUCAGUCAGAUAAAACAUCCUUGCCCUGUGAGCAAUGAGAUCUCUAGCCCUAUGAGCAGUGAGAUCCCAAGCUGAAACUCUCGCUCUAACUGUUCACAAUACCUUGAUGACAAGAAACUGUGGAUAACAAUCAUGCCCUUGAUCAGUAGUUUCCCGCACUCAUAAAACUCCACAGUGUAUUCCACCUUACCACCAUCCUCUAAGUGAAAAAUUCUUGGGUACCGUGUUAAUUAAACACCAAUCAAAUUAAUAAAUCCCCUGUAUAUGUACAGGAAAGAAGAAAAUAUUAACUAUGGGUGAUGUUUUUGGUCUGCUUUGCUGGGAUUGAAUUCUAUUUUACAGUAGUUACAACAGUUUGCAUCAAUAUUAGAUAUGAAUCAUAUUUGUCUAAUAUUAUCAUCAGACCUCCAGCAAGAUCUCAGAACAUUUGAGUUCUCAGCAUGAAGUCUUGUCCAUGACACUGUCAUUCCAGAGUGUUGACCUGUGCCUGCUACAAUUGAUCACGUGGCUAAAGCUUUAAUAGUCAAAGAGUACAGGUGUUUAAUUAAUUCUGAUGUGUGAUUCAGUUAUUCUGCUGAUUUCUGUCCUUGUCAGUACUGACUGCUAAUUCAACAUUUCCUCCAGUGAAAGGUUAAGAGUAAGAUAAUCCAUUACUCUUUGUGUGGUGACAGCGGUGAAACAGGUCAAUAAACAAAUGUUUUA